Molecule: messenger RNA, 1385 nt
Organism: Cottoperca gobio
Lineage: Eukaryota; Metazoa; Chordata; Actinopteri; Perciformes; Bovichtidae
Gene: spef1
Product: sperm flagellar 1
Exons: 7
Coding region: 24-743 (239 amino acids)
Biological process (GO): regulation of cytoskeleton organization
Cellular component (GO): axoneme
Molecular function (GO): microtubule binding
Source: RefSeq, a predicted model, not a curated record
AAACUGAUGUCGUUUUAAGAAAAAUGGACCGAGAACUGAAAGAGGAGGAACUGCAGGAUUUGUACGCAUGGAUAGACAAAAUAUCUCUGUCCCGGCCUAAAAGACACAUCACAAGAGACUUCAGCGACGGAGUAUUGGCUGCAGAGGUUGUCAAAUACUUCUUCCCAAAGCUUGUUGACCCGCACAACUACAUUUCUGCAAACUCCACACAGCAGAAGCUCAGUAACUGGAACCUCCUCAACAGGAAGGUAUUUUCCAAGCUGAACUUUCACGUUCCUGAGGAGACAGUGAGGAGGAUUGUACUGACCACUGCAGGAGCGAUAGAGCCUGUACUGAGCGCCCUCAGGGAGAAGAUAGACAAGAAACUGGAGCACACUACACUGAAUAUACUGGAUUUGGAAUACUAUGAAACCAGAAACCAGGAGAAACCUCAUACAGAAAUUCGUCAGACUGAAGCGAAACUUGUGGCUCAGCUGGCCGGAGAAGAGAUGAAAAAAGACGAAAAGAGCAGAAUAAAAAACGGUAAACCGCAGUACACAUCGCAGUUUUAUUCAGACAUGGAUCCUACUUUACGACUAAUCCUGCAGGAAAAAGAGCAAGCCGUCAUGGCUUUGCAGGAGACUGUAGAGAUCCUGCAGAUGAAAGUGAACAGGUUAGAGCAUCUGGUUCACUUGAAGGACAUGCGUAUUGAAGACCUGAUGCAGCAUCUGGAGACGUACAAAGCAAAAGGCAAUACUCGCUGAUACAAACAUGUACACACAGAGAAUGUGUUAUAGUAGCUCUGCCUUAUAACCCUGUAACAUCAACUCCAAUCAACUCUUACUUUGUUAAAAGUUUUAACCAUGGCAAAGAAACACUUCAUAUACAUAUAUAUCAAUUCUGAGAUUAUUACUAAAGUGCAUCACAGUUUUUGAAAUGCAACAGCGGGAUUACAGAUGUGUUAUGCUUUAAUCUUAAGUAAAGUGUAUUUUUGUGAGGUUUGGUCAUUUUAUUAAUUAACCAUUAACAUUAGUUACACAAUUAGGUACAAGUAAUAAAGCCAUUCCAGUGUGAUACACUUUCAUAACAUGAAAAUUAAAUUUCAAGAGGAUUUAUCUCAUUUGACAUUGCCAUAUUUGUAAUAUCCUGAUUUAACAAGGGCAGUGCAACAACUGUCUUCUCUAUUAUAUACACAUUUUUGCAGAUAUUGCAUAUUAUCCUUGGGUUUAAAUCUUGUCUAAUGAGAUCGUACUGUAAAUCGUUUGAGAAUUUUUAUUUUUUAAUACAGGUAGUCACUUCUUUGUCAGGAGUGUGUAGAAUGUGAUGUGUUUAUGUAUCUACGGUCGUCUUUGACCUUUUGUGCCUUCACACAUCCUCCAAGUGCUCAAUAAAUCAACUAACCUCUU